This is a messenger RNA of Lytechinus variegatus (green sea urchin), 6184 nucleotides long. RefSeq lists its product as uncharacterized. The transcript is spliced from 3 exons. The record is from RefSeq and is a predicted model, not a curated record. Lineage: Eukaryota; Metazoa; Echinodermata; Echinoidea; Temnopleuroida; Toxopneustidae. Bases 395 to 1882 code for a protein of 495 amino acids.
UGCUUCCUUCCCACGCAACAUGCAUCACAUAUUUUCAUAGAUGUUUAUGAAUGCUUCCCCACCAAGGGAAAACAUGGAUUGAAUCUUUCAUACAGCCUUUUUAAAGCUGCCUCAGCAACGCUGCUCUUUGACCCCUCCCUGUUUGGAACUAAUGGAAACUCAAGGCCCCCCAGCUUACCCCCCACAGAAUGCCCUCUUGCCCUCAUGAGUAUGCAGUGACUCGCCCUUUGCUUGCUGGGGGAUUGGGCUCUGGCAACAAAAAGACCCCUACCAGGAUUUUAUAUGCAGCAGAUUGAGUAGACAGCUCUUUAUUCAAAGUCUGUUGUCAGCCAAGAACAAGCAGCAAAGUAACUUGACAAGGAUCCACUAGAAGAAGGUGUGUGAGGAGUGAGGUAUGUCCACGCUGCCCCAGCCCCUCUCCCACUGCCUGCUCAACCAGGUACACCCUGCCAUCAACCUGCCCCAGACAGGGCUAGUGACAGACAUCAAGCCCAUGAUCAGUAAUAAACCUCCCACGCAGGAGGUCAAACCAAACAUCAUAUCUACCGGCUUGCCCUAUCCUCCACUGAACGUGCCUAGCCUACCCACCAUGCCCAACGUAUCACUGCCCAGUGUCUCCGUGCCCAACGUCUCCAUGCCCAACGUCUCCAUGCCCAAUGCAUCCAUGCCCAGUGUUACCAUGCCUAGUGUGUCUAUGCCGAGUGUAUCCAUGCCCAGUGCGUCCAUGCCGAGUGUUUCCCAUCACAACCAGCAAGGUAACACAACACAACUUAAUAAUACUAAUUCCCAAAGAAUGGCACAGAUGAAGAAGUGCCCCAAUGAGUUUUUACAUCAGAAUCCACAGAGUGAACGCCAGCUUUUUUACAAUGAUGUAGCCAUGCAACUUUAUAACAGUGACUUCAACAAAUUUUCUUCCAAGAAGGAAUUUCAUGGCUACCUGUUAGAGCAACAGAAGUGGAGAUGGGAUACCCACAGCUACAUAGGAAACCUGGAGACCAGAGUUCACAACUUGCUCAUUAAUCCAAACAGUGGAGUUGCGCAGAACGUUGCACGCUACCGCAGUGUCCCAAUCAAAUGUAAAAGUGAAGAUGUGAAGCGAUGCGAGGCCACAUCCAAAGAGCUGGAGAACAUGGCAACCCGCAUUGCCAGUGUACGGCAGCAGCUGCUACACAAAAAGGGCACCUUGCUGACAUCCAGUGAUAACAGCGUUGUAGUGUGGCAGAAUGAGCUCGCCUACAUAGAACAGCUGUUUGACAGGACUGAUCAGAUGUACAAUGAGGUUUUAUCCACCCUGGCAAGUGUCAACCAGACCUUCUCCCACCUUCAAACAAGCUUCACAGCAGAGGCUGCAGAAUUGGCUGAUCGCAGGCGUCUAUGGAGGAGGAGGAAGGAAAACAACCGCAAGAGACGGAAGCGCAUGGAGAAACAACUUGAGAAAAUCGAGCAGCGAUCCUGUGAGCUUCUCUUUCACAUUACGUCCCGAGCAGCAUAUGACCGGGUACGUUCUCACCCGGAGAUGCCUCGUAUUGGACCCAGCGAGGUUAACACAGACAUGUUGAAUGGGAUAAAAUCUAAAUCCGAAGUAAGGCCUCUUAUGCACCUACUCAGCAAGGGUUAUAUGACACCUGGUGCAAUGGAGAUGGUCUCUCAAAAAAUCCAAAAACUUGAGUGUGGCAUUAAGACUGAAGCUCACCAACAGGCAACCCAGGUUGGUAUCAACUCCCUGGCAAUCAACAAAGUUACAGCACCUGCUUCAGAGCUAAAUUCCAUACUGCCUCCUGUCACUGGCAUUGCCUCUACAGCUAUGGUUUCAACAGUAAACUCUGCUGUCACACAACAAUCAGUGCCAACUGUCAAUCUGAACACUCAGUUAGCGAAGUAAAACACAAUUUUAAAGUAACUUAAGAUAAACCACAUUGCCAAGUGUUUUGACAUAGUGUAUGUUGUACUCAAUUGUAACCAGCCUUGUGUAAUGUAUGAGCUUUAUCAUUACAUGGCAAAAUGUAAAUUUAUUAUACAAGUAUUAUGCAGGAAUGUUGCAUCAGUGAAAUCACUAGAUUUUGAAAUCACUUGUUCUUACCCUAGAUGUAUAUGUACAUUUUACCUGUAAAAAAUGCAUUCACUUUGAUAUUUUAAGAAUCAUAAUCUUCUUUAUUAUUAGGAUAUAUGCUAUAUGUACUAUCCAUAGUAUGACUACACUUGGAAAGGACAUAGGUACAACAUUCUUGUAGGCUGUUAUGAAAUAUAUUGCUUUCAAUUAGUGUUUGAUUACUUGCCUUGCAUAAUCUAUUACUACAUUCAAAUUAUAAGAAUUCUUCCCAUUGCUUUUGUUCUCCAUUGAUUGUUUCUAGGACUAUCCAAGUCCAGUGACUUUGUGGAUGCUUCAUAGACAUUUAUCAUGGCUCAGUUUUCUUUGAUUCUGUGUGAUUAGAAUGUUGCCAUAAGUACAUCUUGCAAGUGAAUUAUAAAAAAGGAUAGGGUUGUUUGGAUGGUUUUAUGUUGGCAUUUCUGUCAUGUUCCUAGAUGGACCAAAAUUUAGAAAUAUGGUAACAACUAUUGUUUACAUAUGUCAGUCACUGACUGAUUAUUAUUUUUGUAUGGUAAGGCAGCAAAAUAUUAGUGAAUUUCUCUUUCUCUCCUAAUUUAAAAACUUGAAAAGAAUAAUGGGUUUUUGAAUGGCACUCACAUAGUAUCAGCUAUAAAGACAUUCCUGGUUCUCCCAUAAGUAUUACUCUGAUUUUCACUUUGCAUAGCCUGCCCAUAUCAAAGAAUUUUAUAUUGUCAUGCAGAUUUACAUGUUCUCAUGCACCUACCCUUUGCAGGUCAGGAAUGAAUAACUUCAAAUGUAUUGCUACAAGACAUUGGUUCCGUGGCAGGAUUUGAAUCCCAUACUUUUCAGUUUGAAAGCAGAGACUUACCCCCUGAUUGGAAUAUGACACCUUUGCAGCCGGUUCUAAAUUGAUCUCGGACAUAUUACUGAUAUCUCUUCUCUCAGUCAGAAUUUAAGAAAAUCAAUCCAAACCAUGUACAAUUUGCUGUAAAAGCAUUUAAUUGAGAUAUAUUCAUUGAGCAACUUCAUAUCCUGGUUAUCAUGCAAACAGAAUUAUAUGAAUUAUGUAUGGGAGAUUGAAGAUGAGAUUUAUGAAGAAAUGUACUAGGCACAUAAUGUACACUGGCUCAUUUGCAGAAUGCAAGAAGAUAUUACAUGUUGUAUUCAUGUAGAAAUGUAUAUAAAACUGUAUUAUAGUAGACAAAAAAGGUAUCGAGAUGCUUUUAAACAUUUUUUUAAAUACUUUUUUGUCAGUGACUUCUGGUGCUAUUUAUCUUUUAUUGGCUUUUGAGUUGUUUUUUUCUUUCUUUUUUUACAAAAAUUUUAUGAGAUUGGCCUGUAUUUUAAAUUCUUGUUUCACUGAUCCUUGGUUGGCUACUACUAGAGAACUCUUGUCGUAACCUACUUUUUAAGCUACAUAAGACAAAGAUGGCUAUUAAUAACACCAUGCCACAUUAUCAAUAUCGAACUGACAGCACGUUACUUGUUUUCCGUUUUGACCCUUUUGUCAUGUCUUUAAAUAUGAAGAAAACCAUUGUAGUAAGCAGCUCAAGACAGCUUUGACAGCCUGAUUGCCAAAUGUGCUGAUAUUAUGAAAUGUCUGCUGUUACAGAUUAAUGCCACUAUUGCUACCCAUCUUGUUAACUGCAGAUUUAGGCCAUGGUUUGAGUAAUCUGAGUACAAAAUUCAGGUCAUUGGGUUAAAGUGUAUGCCAUGUCAUACAAAUCUUAAAUGCCUUGAAACAUGAGGCUUUUCCAUGAAAAGUAUGAAACCAGUACAAUUGUUAUUUUUAUACUCUUUAUUACCAGGGAUUCAACUCACUGCUUUUUCUAUACCAUACAUGUAACCUUUGUAAAGCUGUGAGUUAAACAAUGAUGUUAAUGACAAGCCUGUUGUGUAUGUUCUGUUAUAAUCAUGUACACUACCAGUCACAAUUCUUUGACUCACCAUUAAAACCAGAGAAUAAUAGAUUCUGUCCACUGAAUAUAUUGCUAUCUUUUUGUCAUGUACAGGAUAAAAUGAGAUCACUAGAAUUACGAAAUGGAGAACAGAAUAUUGAAGCUUACUUGGCAGCUGUCAUUUGAUUAAACAACAGAUCUGGUAUGGAAUUAUUUUUCAAGUCAUACUUUCAUUGGAUUGGGUGAAAUAUUGUGUUGUUAAAUUAUAUUUUCAAUAUGUCUUUUUAGAGAACAAUACUUAGGGUAAUGCACAGGUGAAAUAUUGUUAAUGUUUGUUGUGAUGGAAUUCAAGGUGAUGAAAUAAUCAGAGAUGUUCUAAAUAAUUUUUUUUUUGGGGGGGGUUAGGACAGGGGAAGCUACCAAUUGCACUGUUUAUGUAGCUCACAUCCAUUUUUGGUGGCAGAAAAUGAGCUUGAUAUGAAACUGAUAAAAAAAAAAUCAAAUUAUCUGUGUUGUUUAUGAAGAUAAAAUAGACCUUGAGAUCAUCUGAUACAAUGAAUUUCAGUGUAUUUCUUAAAUUAAGUGCUAUUUAUAAUUGUUACUUUUAACCAAGGCUCCCCCCCCCCAUGAAAAUUACAGUGAUUCAUGCUUUUUCUUGGGUAAACAGAACUCUCAUCUAUUUUAAUUUACUCCAUUGGUUAUGAGAAUUCCCAGCAAGGAAUCCACCCUUGGCAAAAAGGAAAGAUACUGUUGACCCUAUUUCACCUCUCAUUUGUUUCUUAUAAAUAUUGAUGAGGACACUGCAGCGUCUUAGUUUUACUUAACUUUUGGUCUUUGACCUUGUUUACUAGAGGAAAAAAGCAAGCUACUGUAAGAAAUUAGUUUUAGAUAUUGAUGAUUUCUAACAAUGUAAUUUUGUAACAAAAAUAUGAUACAAAUAUAGGGACCUGAAGGUUAAUGUAGGUUAAAAGUCAACUAAGGUCAAAUGAAUCGGGUGAGAUACAUGAUUGAUAUUGCUUUGUAAAGAAGACAUUUCGUCAACUCUAUGACAUCAGACUACAACCUUUUAUUAGUAAAUAAAUACAAUUGAUUUACAAAGUGCUGUAAGUUCCUUAAACUAAAACAAGCACAUUUUAUACACCUUGUUGAAGUUCUUACAUCCUUUUCCUUUAACAAUAACAUAAGGGAUUUGUAAGACAUUCAUUAUGAUUAUGGCAUGGACAGCACCAUUUAUGUUUUGUGGGGUUUUUUGUGGGGGGGAAAUAACACAAUUCAUUUUGUCAAGUCUCGACCACCUUUUGGCCUGUAGCUUUGUACUAGUACCUUUUCAAGGUUUUGUGACAUUUUAUCAUGACUAGAACGUGGAUGUGCUGCACACUGCAUCUGAUCUUGGUGGCCAGCAAUGCAAUGCUUUGCUCUUUUGAGGAUAGACAGUCAACCUGCCCGAAAAUUGAUUCUUCCCUCCUGCUCUACAACUCCUCUCACUGACUCUCCAUCUCAACCAGCCUUCUACCCAAGCUCUCCACUCCUGGGUCUUGUUACAUACAGGAAUUACAACUGUUGUAACUUUGCCAUUAUGGCAACUACCAUGGUAACAUUUAUUCUGAUUGGCUAAUGAGCCCUGUUACCAUGGUAGUUGCCAUAAUGGCAAAGCUACUACAGUUGUAAGUCCUUCAUGAAACAGGCCCCUGGUUUACAUUCAUUUUAAGGACUACACCCAUUUUUUCUGAGAUAUUCUAUUUUCUAACCUCUUUAUUUCACUUCUACCUCUUUUCACCUUUAUCUCAGUCCUUUCCAAGAUUUUACACAUGGUGUGCCGUAAACCAUUUCCACGAUUGUUCACACCACCAUGCUGCGUGCAGUUUAUUUAUGAUCUUGUCUUUAUAGAAUUGCAGGCCAUGUGGGGCUGAGACGAUACUUGAGACAUAAAUUGUGAUAUUUUGUAUUUCCAUUUGUCUGAUUCUGUAUUGGAAUUAAGGCUCUUAAAUGUAGCAUUAAAAGGUAGCAUGUUAAUGAAUCAAAGUAUAUAAUCAAUAACUUUUAUUGAAGUUUCUGAGAAUCUUUUUUUUUUAAAUCUUGUUACUAGUGAAAAGUUUCCUUCUCAAAAUGUCUGUAUUGAUGUGAAUUCAAUUCAUUUUAUUCCAGUGAUUUCAACAUUUAAUUUUAUGAGACUCGCCCUUUAGCUUGUAUACAUAUGUAUCAUGAAUUUGGUAAAUUAAACUAUUUUGCAUCCUUC